UCCUGCUGCCUUUCCUCUCCCUUUGCAGUGGUUCUCUUCUGGCACAGCAGUGACCAGCCCAGAGCCCUGCAGCAGCAGUUCUCGGAGUGGAAGUGCGACUCAGCAGAGCCACAAGGCACAGACCGAGGCUGGACAUGCUGCCCAGAGGGCUGGAGAAGGUUUCAAAGAAGCUGCUAUUUCCUGUCCCUUGAUAGGAUGAACUGGGCCGAGAGUGAGCAGAACAGCACUGGGAUGGGCUCCCAGCUGGUGGUGAUCAACAGCAAGGCAGAGCAGGAAUUCCUCUCCAAGCAGAUAAAACGAUCUCCACAAAGACAGAAUUUCUACAUCGGUCUGUUUGAGUUCAAGGAGGGCCAAUGGCAAUGGGUGGACAAGACUCCAUAUAAUGUGACAGCAGCGUUCUGGCGAGAAGGGGAACCAAGUAAUACUCUUGAUGAGAACUGCAUUGUAAUCCACAAUCUUGGAAAAACUUUCAACAACUGGAAUGAUGCCACAUGA
Oenanthe melanoleuca is the source of this 495-nucleotide messenger RNA. Its product is annotated as C-type lectin domain family 4 member D-like. NCBI's taxonomy places the organism in Eukaryota, Metazoa, Chordata, Aves, Passeriformes, Muscicapidae. The transcript is spliced from 4 exons. The annotation marks the transcript as partial. The record is from RefSeq and is a predicted model, not a curated record.